AUGGAUAACUCAAAUCGCCUGUUCCGCUUCCCCAAGCCCGCAUGGCUCAACAGCGCAAACACGAGGACGGCCGGCGUCUACAUCGCUGGAGCUCUGUUUUCGCUCGGUUUCUACACCCUCAUCGAUAUCUCGGUAUGGUCCAAGUCGGCCAUGAACGGCUCCGACCCGCGCGUCCACAUCACCUUUGUUGAUUGGGUCCCCGGCAUCUGCAGCGCUCUCGGAAUGCUGGUGAUCAACAGCAUCGACAAGUCGCGACUCUCUGCCGACAGCUUCUCGUACUCUGGAAACGGCGUUGCGUGGAAGGCCAGGCUGGUGCUGUUCCUGGGCUUUGCGCUGCUGGCCGGCGGAUUGGCGGGAAGUGUCGUGGUCAUGGUGAUGAAGUUUGUUGUGCCAGAGCACACAUGGCCGACGCUCUGGAUGGGCGUUGGCAAUGUGGCUGCUAAUGCGCUGAUCAUGCUAAGUUCCGCCGUGCUUUGGGUUGCACAGAACAUGGAGGACGAGUACACAUACAACCUGGCGUUGUGA
Exserohilum turcica Et28A is the source of this 525-nucleotide messenger RNA. RefSeq lists its product as uncharacterized. Lineage: Eukaryota; Fungi; Ascomycota; Dothideomycetes; Pleosporales; Pleosporaceae. Gene Ontology annotation, cellular component: fungal-type vacuole membrane; Vps55/Vps68 complex. Gene Ontology annotation, biological process: protein targeting to vacuole; late endosome to vacuole transport via multivesicular body sorting pathway. The transcript is spliced from 3 exons. The record is from RefSeq and is a predicted model, not a curated record. Bases 1 to 525 code for a protein of 174 amino acids.